Leucoraja erinaceus (little skate) is the source of this 1491-nucleotide messenger RNA. RefSeq names its product gamma-glutamyl hydrolase-like. NCBI's taxonomy places the organism in Eukaryota, Metazoa, Chordata, Chondrichthyes, Rajiformes, Rajidae. Gene Ontology annotation, cellular component: vacuole. The record is from RefSeq and is a predicted model, not a curated record. The coding region runs from base 144 to 1190 and encodes 348 amino acids. Gene Ontology annotation, biological process: tetrahydrofolylpolyglutamate metabolic process. The transcript has 11 exons. Gene Ontology annotation, molecular function: gamma-glutamyl-peptidase activity.
GAGGAGGGACAGAAAAAAAUAAACCAGUAGAACACCUUUGUGAGUGAUUCCCCGCAGCUACCAGGCGCCUGGGCGAACAAUAAGGAAGAACAAUCUGAAGGAGGGUCUCGACCCGAAACGUCACAUAUUCCUUUUCUCCAGAGAUGCUGUCAGACCCCCUGAGUUACUCCAACUAUUUGUGUCUACCUUGGGCGAACGCUGAACUGGGCAGGUGCUCGCCGUGGAGUUUGGAAUUCCCCUUUCCUGUGCCUGUACUAUUCCGGUCGGUGACAUCCCAGAGACUGAUCGCAGCCAUGAACGGACAAUGCAGAGCUUCAACCCUCAACCAGCGACCCAUAAUAGGUAUCCUGGCACAGCACACGGGCGACGACCUGGCCCAGGAGGCCCGCACCUACGUGGCGAGCACCUACGUGAAGUACCUUGAGUCAGCCGGCUGCAGGGUGGCGAUCAUCAGAUUGUACCUCGACGAGUCUGAAUAUGAGAAGCUAUUUAACUCAAUAAACGGUAUCCUGCUCCCUGGCGGGGCUGUGGACCUCGAGACCUCGGAGUUCGCCCGGGUGGCCGGAAUCAUCUACAGGCUGGCGAUCCAGGCCGGUGACCGGGGCGACUAUUUCCCGGUGUGGGGCACGUGUCUGGGCCACCAGCUGCUGACGGCGCUCACCGCCGGUCAAAACCUGCUCCGCCGCACGGACAGCGGCAACGUGGCGCUGCCGCUCCACUUCACCCCCGAAACAAAAAGCUGCCGAAUGUUCCGUGACUUCCCCCCAGAGCUGAUGAGAGUUUUAGCGGAAAACCCCCUGCCCGGUCACUUCCACAAGUACAGCCUCACCCUGGAGGCCUUUGAGGCGAACGAGAAGCUGCGCUCCUUCUACAGACUCAUCUCCACCAACACCGACCCACAAGGAAUCACCUUCGUCUCCACCAUGGAAGCUCUCCAGUAUCCGAUUUACGGCACCCAGUGGCAUCCGGAAGCGAACCGCUUUAUCUGGAAGGAAAGCUUGGAUGCUCCACACUGUCCCCUGGGAGUCAGGAUGUCCUACCUACUGGCUGACUUCUUCAUAAAUGAAGCCAGGAGAAAUCUUCACCGGUUUGCCAGUAAAGAGGAAGAAGAGUCGGCAUUGAUCGAUCAGCACACGCCGCGCUUCCUCGGUGACCGGAGCUCGUACCGUAGCGUCUACCUCUUUGACUGAUCCGCGGUGGGACUGGCCGGAGGUUUCUCAGCCUGCUGACCACUGGGAAGAGGGGAGACCUGCGUCCCGUCCCCGACUAUCUUCCAAACGCUGCCUCCUCCGCGUGUUGGUGGGGACUGGGAGGAGUCAGCCUUCCAGCACCAUGUACAAUCCCCCCCCCCUCAUUCCCCUCACUCCUUUCCACUCGACACUUUAAUUUCAUGUUUCAUGUAGUUUGUGUUUUAUGACUGUUGUCAGAUCAAUUUCUCUCCUGGGAUAAAUAAAGUUCCAUUGUAUCGUAUCGUAUCGUAUCAUAGCCUCU